Messenger RNA from Danio rerio (zebrafish), 1839 nucleotides. RefSeq names its product enolase superfamily member 1 (gene enosf1). Gene Ontology annotation, biological process: amino acid catabolic process; carbohydrate catabolic process. The record is from RefSeq and is marked validated. Lineage: Eukaryota; Metazoa; Chordata; Actinopteri; Cypriniformes; Danionidae. Gene Ontology annotation, molecular function: catalytic activity; L-fuconate dehydratase activity.
GUCUUUGGGCGGAGCGUGUGAGUUGUAUAGUAGUAUUGGAUUACAGUCGAGUGUACAGUAGGUGAAGUUUACAAAAUGCUGGCGAUCAAAAUCAUAAAUGUGUCCGUGCGUGAUGUGAGAUUCCCGACGUCACUGGAACAACAUGGAUCCGAUGCAAUGCACACAGAUCCAGAUUAUUCUGUGGCGUAUGUUGUUCUGGAGACGGACAAAGCUGAACUCAAGGGUUACGGCUUGACUUUUACUGUGGGAAGAGGGACGGAAAUCGUUGUGUGUGCAGUUAAAGCUUUAUCCACCCUGGUGGUGGGGAAGACUUUAGAGGAAAUAACCAGUGACUUCCGAGGCUUCUACAGACUCCUGAGCAGCGAUGGUCAGAUGAGAUGGAUCGGACCAGAGAAAGGAGUCAUUCAUCUGGCAACAGCAGCCGUAUUGAAUGCUGUCUGGGAUUUAUGGGCAAGAGUAGAGAGAAAGCCCUUGUGGAAGCUACUUGUUGACAUGGAUCCUGCAAAGCUGAUCAGCUGUAUUGAUUUCAGAUAUCUCACUGAUGCUCUGACGGAGCAGGAAGCUUUAGAUAUAUUGGUAAAAGGCAAAAAAGAUCAGAAAAGUAGAGAGGAACAGAUGUUGAAAGAAGGCUAUCCUGCCUAUACCACUUCCUGUGCCUGGCUGGGUUACACUGACCAGCAGCUUACACAGCUCUGCAAUGAAGCUCUUGCUCAAGGAUGGACUAAAUUUAAAGUGAAAGUCGGGGCUGAUUUGCAGGAUGAUAUUCGUAGAUGCAGCCUUAUUCGAAAGCUGAUUGGACCAAACAACACACUGAUGAUUGAUGCCAACCAACGGUGGGAUGUUAAUGAAGCAAUCACCUGGGUAACCAAGCUGGCAGAGUUUCAGCCACUGUGGAUUGAGGAGCCCACCUGUCCUGAUGACAUUCUAGGUCAUGCUUCCAUCUCUAAGGCACUUGCACCUUUGGGUAUCGGAGUUGCCUCUGGAGAGCAGUGCCAUAACAGAGUGAUGUUCAAGCAGUUUCUCCAGGCCUCAGCUCUGCAGUUUGUUCAGAUUGACAGCUGUAGGGUCGGCAGUGUUAAUGAGAACCUUGCCACUAUACUCAUGGCUGCCAAGUUUAAUGUUCCUGUAUGUCCUCAUGCUGGCGGUGUUGGACUGUGUGAGCUUGUACAGCACCUUAUUUUGUUUGACUACAUUUCAGUGUCUGCUAGUUUAAGUAAUAGGAUGUGUGAGUUCGUGGAUCACCUUCAUGAACACUUCAAAAGCCCCACCGUGAUCAGAAAUGCCAAAUACAUUCCACCAAAAGACCCUGGAUUCUCUUGUGAAAUGCUGGAGGAAUCUGUGAAAAAGCAUCAGUAUCCUGAAGGGGAGGUUUGGAGAGCCAUUGAGAAACAGCAGAAGUGAUAGAAACCAACACAAGCACUGACUGCUGAGGAAAUUAAAAAUGACCAACGAAAGGGAGAAAAAUACUUAAAGACCUGUCAGGUUGUCCUGAUUGACUUAAAGGGCAUUAUAAAUGGAUGGGAGAGUAAAUAGGGAAAUAUAUAUUUUCUUAAACAAAUGGUUUAAACUAUAUGGAGUCUUUACUGUAAGUCUUUACUCUGUUUUGUCUUAUUUCAAUGUUCUUAAAGGUCAUACUGCACUGUGACAGGACUAGAGAUCAAGUGUAUGCUGACACUAUUUGUUUAAUAGUCUGAAUAAUGACUAAAAUGGGGAAUUUUAUCUGUGCAUUAACUGAAGGGGACUGUAUGGUAUAUGUACUUGGUGAAUGUUACCAAUCAAACUGAAAAAAACUUUUCUAUUUUUAUGCAUUUCCUGACAUAAAUAUGUAAUGUUUUGGUC